ACAUACCCCAUUAGGAGACCUUAAGGAACAGUGUAAAAUCUUAGAUUAUAUAAAGGGAUUUCCUGAGGAGGGCAGUAAUACGCCUAGUGGCGUAAAAACUGCCAUCAUCUACAUGAAGCAGAAGAAGAAAGUUGUACUUCCUGUUAGAUUACACGUAGCGUCCCUGCUGUUAGAGAGCUUGAAGGACGAGUUCUGUGUUUUGAUCCUGGGACUGGACAACGCUGGGAAAACGACCUUUCUGGAACAAACCAAAACUAAAUUCAGUAAGAACUACAAGGGAAUGAAUUUAUCAAAGAUCACAACCACGGUUGGCCUGAACAUUGGUACAAUUGAUGUGGGAAAGGCUCGUCUAAUGUUCUGGGAUCUGGGAGGUCAGGAGGAGCUCCAGUCUCUGUGGGACAAAUACUAUGCUGAGUCCCAUGGAGUCAUCUAUGUGAUAGAUUCAACUGAUGAAGAGCGUCUGUCAGAAUCAAAGGAGGCCUUCGAGAAAAUGAUCAGCAGUGAGGUGUUAGAAGGUGUCCCACUCCUCGUGCUGGCCAACAAGCAGGACAUACCGGACUGUUUGUCAGUGGCAGACAUUAAAACAGCCUUCAGUGACUCUGCCCCGAAGAUCGGCAAGAGAGAUUGUUUAGUCCAGCCUUGUACGGCCCUAACAGGGGAUGGAGUGAACGAAGGCAUUGAGUGGAUGGUGAAGUGUGUGGUCCGAAACAUUCACAGGCCACCCAGACAGAAGGACAUCACGUAAGAAGUCACCAGCAGUCUUCACGCUUAUGUUGGACUGUGAGAUUCUCCUGGAGGACAUUCCAUGUAAGCCCUGGAGUUGAUAACUCUCCUCUCUCCUCGUGUUUGCUGCGACAUUGAACAGUUUGGAUACCUGCUUGUAGGAGUGCAUUACAGACAGAGUGUGACAGUAUUUUUUUAUCACCAAGCAUAAUUUCCGAUGUGCUUUGAAUGGACUCUUUCCUGUGUUCCACUUUUUGAAGCGGUGUUAUGAUUUCUUCUGCUUCAUGUGUGAGCAGCAUUCUCUGGUGCUGGCUGAGAUCGCUGUGACUGUGUCUGGAUGGAGCUUCACUGACUGACAACCCUGGAGCAUCACUUCAAACAUGACAUAGAGUGUGUGUGCCACAUACAGUGGCUUUCUAUUUCUUCACAGUAUCAGAUUUACUAAACAAUGUUUAGCACACAAUUUUUAAGUUGAAACUAAAAUCUGAAUUCUCACUUUUUGUGUUAAGAAAUAUAAAGCAACAAUGAUACUGCAAGCUUUUUGGCAUAUUUUCAAGAGGAUAGAAUCUUUUUUGAACAUAUUUGUGGAAACAGAAUACACUUCAGGCCUCUGGUUGGGCAGAUUCCUUGACAGCAGAUGAGUCCACAUAGCGAUAACUAUGAAACAUUAGCAAUUGAAUGCCUAUCCUUUUUUGAAAACGUGCCACGUUUGGUACUGUUAAGUUCGUAUUUCAGUCUUUAACUGGGAGCUAGUUAGCCUAGUUUGCUAACAUUAGCACCGAUUCCCACUAUAACUUUCUUUCGAUCAUCUGCUGAGUCACUGUCAAACUCCUGCAUCGUCACUGCUGUUUGUUCCACAAAGAAUCCAGUGUAGCUAGUAUUAGAGCAUGUUGAGACCAAAAAACAAGCGACCCAGCGAUUCGGCUGUGUUAGCAGCCUUAACUGUCCCUCUUCCUGAUGUAGCGAUGGCAAUGUUUCAGAUUCAGUGACAUUUCUUAUGACGUUUACUUACUUACUUACUUUACUUACUGACAUGACUCCUGUGGCAGCUGUGUAGUGUUGAGAGUUCAAAACAUUGGAAUCCAACUUUUAGUGAAAAAGGAGAACAACUACUUUAGCAGUUAUAUACUUUCCAGAUUUUUUUGAUCGAUUGUUUUGCAUCAUUUUGCUCCUAGGCCUCCGUGGAGCUCCAUACAGACUGUUGCAGCAGGCCAAACAGCAACAGUGUGGUACACAUAAUCGAAUGGCCACCAAACUGUUGUUUUUGAGGUUUCUUUUAUGUUAUCUGUAUAUUCUUUGACUUCUGUAAAACAUUUAUAGUUUGUUUAAAGCAAACUUUUUUUUUUAUUGACUUUGGAAAUGUUAGGGUUCUUAAUUGGCAGAGACACUUGAGCUGGGUAACUGGACACGAUAUCUGUAAACAACUACAUGCACAUAGUGUGCUGAAAACACUGAGAAAUCUUGCUGACCUCUGCUGAAUCACUUUAUACCAGUAGGUCAACUUGGGAUGUAUGAAGUGAUUAACAAAAUGAAGCUGACGUCCUCUUAUUAGUCACAUAUAUGGAAGAUGAUCAAAAUAAAUCUUUGAUUUCAAAGAAA
Perca flavescens (yellow perch) is the source of this 2322-nucleotide messenger RNA. It is a transcript of the gene arfrp1, whose product is annotated as ADP-ribosylation factor related protein 1. NCBI's taxonomy places the organism in Eukaryota, Metazoa, Chordata, Actinopteri, Perciformes, Percidae. Gene Ontology annotation, cellular component: Golgi apparatus. The record is from RefSeq and is a predicted model, not a curated record. Gene Ontology annotation, biological process: intracellular protein transport; Golgi to plasma membrane protein transport; protein localization to Golgi apparatus. The coding region runs from base 113 to 745 and encodes 210 amino acids. The transcript has 8 exons. Gene Ontology annotation, molecular function: GTPase activity; GTP binding.